Uranotaenia lowii is the source of this 1891-nucleotide messenger RNA. RefSeq names its product IQ and ubiquitin-like domain-containing protein. Gene Ontology annotation, cellular component: acrosomal vesicle; motile cilium. The record is from RefSeq and is a predicted model, not a curated record. Bases 105 to 1823 code for a protein of 572 amino acids. The transcript has a single exon. NCBI's taxonomy places the organism in Eukaryota, Metazoa, Arthropoda, Insecta, Diptera, Culicidae. Gene Ontology annotation, biological process: cilium assembly.
UCCAUUCGGCGUUUGUUGUGCUGAAGAAAGCCGGAAGCGCCCGGCAGCUCGACGACGAUCAGCGGCUGUAUGGAUUGUGCGAUAACGACUACGGGAUUACUGAUAUGGAUCUGGAAUUGACGGAGAAUGCGCCACAGGCGAACCACAACAACCUCAGCCUUCCGGAGGUUAUUACGGUACGAGUUCCGGCCGACGAUUUCCUGGAGGGAAACACUAGCCGUGACAUUGUGGUAGAAAUCGAAAACCUGCCGAUCGUUAAACCUUUUCUAGGUGGACACAUAGACAAAGUCACCAAGCUUGAAUAUCACGAUGCCUACACCCAAACCGGACCACCGUUUGAAAGGAUCAAAUUUGAUGGAAUCCUUAGUCGGGACACGCAAACGGUCGAGGUAAAAACUGUGGAAGUUGACACUCCGUUAGAUCAGGCCGUGGCUGUCUAUGGAGAGGCAGUUGAGAAAACUUUUGCGACUCGGCUCACCGAUCGCGUUAUACAGCCCGGACCCUAUGAAACCUACGAAGAGAUGAGCAAACGGAUUAAUUUCGUAGGAAAGGUCACAAUGAUUCAGCGAAACCUUCGACGAUAUCGAUGGCAGGAACUCAUCAGGGAAAGCGCUGCCGAGUGGAGGCGACUUCAGCAAGAGCAAAUACGUCGAGAAGAAAAACGCAUCAAGGUACAUUCGGAUGGGUACCGGAAGGAGUGCAUCGUCAAAACGUUUCCCAAAACCAAAGAAGAUUUCGAUGCCCUAUACGCACAGAUUCAACACUGGAAGGAAAAUGAACUUAAGCUGAUUUGCGAAAAAUAUUCCGGCGCUCCCAAGAUUGCCGAAAUGAAUAUACUGCUGGAUAAGGAGGUUCAACUUUUAAACGGGAUCGAACGCCAACGUCAGUUAUUAAAGCAAGAAAUUCGGAAGCAGCGCAACGAACAAAAAUUGAAAAAUAUGGGAGAUCCCAUUAAAUGGAUUGGUUACAAGGAACUAAUCAUACAAAUGGAUACUUUGCGAAAUCAGCGUGCCCGCUAUUUGGGAAGUUAUUAUCAAAAAUUAUCGGACGAGGAUUUAAAAAAUAACGAUCGAAUAGAAUUGUUGAACCAAGUUUCCGAAGUAUUGACCAACGAAGAUCAUCCAGCCAUUGGAGAGCUCGAAACACUUCUACAACGUGAAAGACAAUUGCUGUUAUGCAAGGUUGACGAAAGCAGUAUGGAUUUGUUGAGGAAACGGCAACUUAUCCUGAUGAUGGACAUAAUUCAGUAUGACAAGUUCAAGCAAGAAAAAAAGCAUGAGCAACCUACCAGAUUGUGUAAAAAAUGUAGCACAGUGCAACCGAUAAGAAGAUUUCCUCUGGACACUCGCCAGAAAUCAGCAAGUGUUUGUGAACGGUGUACCGAUCUACACGGUCCUGCUGUCGAUAUUUCCAUCUAUCGAUCUAUACUUCGUUCUAUUCGCAGAGAUGAGAAGAAAAGGGCAGCUCCUUCGUCCUAUGCAUUUAUUAUCCAAGAUACUGAUAUCAGAUAUAUCGUUGAAAACAUCUGGCAUGGUCAUUCGGCAAUUUCAAGUGAAACGAUUCGAGCCGAGCUGAGGCUGCCCCGUUGGAACGCUUCUAAAGAUUGGACUCCUUGGAACUGUAUCUGUUUGACGGAAAGUGAAGCGAGGGCUCAUCUAAAAAUUGUAAAUUUAUCCAAUUAUUACGAGGAAAGUAUUAUAAAGGACAUUGAAAACAAACACGCUCUGGCCCGGUCAGGCUUUAGACAGCUGCGUGAAAUCGAUCAAGCCUUCGUAGAAUCGGGAACCUGGUGGAACGCAGGGUUGUGUGAAAAAACAGUUUAGCUUGGAUGUUCUGAUCAAUUUUAUUCUCCAAUUGCGAGCGAUAAUAAAACAAAUUACUAACUCUAUAA